AUGCCUUUAGGGUACUUCCGAAUUCUUCGUGGAAACAACGAAUGCAGUAUCGAAGAAUUGGUUUUUGCAGGCCAAAUGAAUUAUUAUCUAGCAUUAGGCGAAGCUAUGUACUGA
Messenger RNA from Strongylus vulgaris, 114 nucleotides. NCBI's taxonomy places the organism in Eukaryota, Metazoa, Nematoda, Chromadorea, Rhabditida, Strongylidae. The record is from the annotation of a GenBank genome assembly.